AAACCGGACCCAAACAAUUUGCUUUGGUACAACAAGUAACAAAAACAAACAUGUCAAGCAAUCAGUAGAGAGAGAAAACUUUUAAAAUCCCAAAAUUACCCUUCCAAAUCUAAUAUUUCUGCUAUCCAAAAUAUACUCAAGUCUUUUUUCUUUUUUUCUUCGUCCCUUUGGGCUGCAGCAAUGGGGUCCAAGGAGUGGCAGGGGAAGGAAAAUUCGAGCGACAGAAAAGGGCAAAAACGGAAAUUAGACCAACAACAAGAAGAGAGAGAAUCCGCCAUUGUUACAGGUGAAGCUCUUCGUCGAGAGGUUUCUGCUCAGGUUGAGAUUUUAAGCAACACUUAUUCGUGGACUGAAGCCGAUAGAGCCGCCGCUAAGCGCGCUACUCAUCUUCUUGCAGAAUUGGCGAAAAAUGAGGAUGUAGCGACUAUAAUUGUGGAAGGUGGAGCUGUUCCUUUAUUGGUGAAGCAUCUUAAGGCGCCGCCGUCGCCGGUUGAAGAUGAUGGGGUGAAGCCGUAUGAGCAUGAGGUUGAGAAAGCUAGUGCCUUUGCUCUUGGGCUUCUUGCUGUGAAGCCAGAGCAUCAACAAUGCAUUGUUGAUGCUGGUGUCUUACCUCUCCUCGUAGAUCUUUUGAAGAGACACAAAUGUGGCUUGAAUUCUCGGGCUAUCAAUGGUGUCAUUCGGAGAGCGGCUGAUGCAAUUACUAACCUUGCUCAUGAGAAUAGCAGCAUCAAAACCUCUGUCAGGACGGAAGGUGGUAUUCCACCCCUAGUUGAACUACUUGAAUUUAGUGAUGCAAAGGUACAGAGGGCAGUGGCUGGGGCACUGCGCACUCUGGCUUUUAAAAAUGAUGAAAAUAAGAAGCAGAUUGUUGAAUGUAAUGCUCUUCCUUCUCUGAUUCUGAUGCUUAGAUCUGAAGAUUCUGCUAUACAUUAUGAAGCGGUUGGUGUGCUUGGAAAUUUGGUUCAUUCGUCGCCCAACAUAAAAAAAGAUGUCCUGCAUGCUGGAGCAUUACAACCUGUUAUCAGGCUACUCAGUUCAUGCUGCUCCGAGAGCCAGAGGGAAGCUGCAUUAUUACUUGGACAAUUUGCUGCAACCGAUUCAGACUGCAAGAUUCACAUUGUUCAGAGAGGUGCUGUUCCACCGUUGAUUGAAAUGCUUCAAUCCCCUGAUUUGCAGCUGAGGGAAAUGUCAGCCUUUGCUUUAGGGAGGCUAGCACAGGAGUCAAAUAAUCAAGCCGGGAUUUCUCACAGUGGUGGUUUAGUGCCCCUAUUAAAGCUUCUGGAUGCAAAAAAUGGAUCUCUUCAACAUAAUGCUGCUUUUGCUCUCUAUGGUCUUGCAGAUAACGAGGAUAAUGUUGCUGAUUUUGUAAAAGUUGGUGGUCUUCAAAAGUUGCAGGAAGGAGAGUUUAUUGUUCAGGCAACCAAAGAUUGUGUAGCCAAGACACUGAAACGAUUAGAGGAGAAAAUACAUGGCCGGGUAUUGACCCACUUAUUGUACCUCAUGCGUGUGGGAGAAAAAUCUGUUCAAAGACAAGUAGCUUUGGCUCUUGCUCAUCUGUGUUCUCCGGAAGACCAGAGAUCAAUCUUUAUUGAUAACAAUGGACUGGAAUUACUUCUCGGGCUUCUCAAAUCCACUAAUACUAAGCAACAACAUGAUGGUGCUAUGGCCCUUUGUAAAUUAGCAAGCAAAGCUAUGACCCUUUCCCCCAUUGAUGCAGCUCCUCCUUCUCCCAUAUCACAGGUUUACUUAGGCGAGCAGUAUGUAAAUAAUGCUACACUCUCAGAUGUUACUUUUCUAGUUCAAGGCAAACGGUUCUUUGCUCAUCGAAUCUGCCUUCUUGCUUCAUCUGAUGCAUUCCGUGCAAUGUUUGAUGGUGGUUAUCGGGAAAAGGAUGCCAGAGAUAUAGAGAUUCCUAACAUCAGAUGGGAGAUUUUUGAAUUGAUGAUGAGAUUUAUAUAUACUGGAUCAGUAGACAUAAAACCAGACAUUGCACAAGAUCUCCUUAGGGCUGCAGAUCAGUAUCUUUUAGAGGGGUUAAAACGCCUUUGUGAAUAUACCAUAGCUCAGGAUAUAUCCUUGGAGAAUGUGUCAAGCAUGUACGAGCUUUCUGAGGCAUUUCAUGCUGUUUCAUUGAGGCAGGCUAGCAUCCUUUUCAUCUUGGAGCAGUAUGAUAAAUUGAUUGAUAGACCAGGGCAUUCAUCUCUUAUGCAGCAUAUUUUGCCAGAAAUUAGAAACUAUUUUCUCAGAUUACUCACCAAACCCAGUGCUCUGAACUAGUGACUUAAAGCUGCCAGUUUUUGUUUUUAUCCUCGAUCUUAGAAAUGGUCUGGUUGAAGCAGCAAAUCACCGACAAGGAGACAUGACUCAAAGGUCUCUUAUCCCUUACAUUUCUAAACUCCCAGCCUCCCACAUAUCUUUCAUUUUGUGCUUGAUGAGUCUUAGCCACCUUGCCUUUAUUUUUAUUUUUUUUUUUAAAAAAAAAAACAAAAAUAUUAAUCUUUAACACUGUGUCCUCACGAAGGCAAAUCUCUGGAAGCAGUUAUCUAUCAAGCAUAUGUGAAGUCUGAUCUGAUUUCCGCAGGAGCAGAUUUAGGAUAUAGUGUGCAUGCCAACGCAUCAGGCUCAAACCGACCUCACUGGGAAAGCGUUUAAAUGACCUUUAAAACAACUAAGGUGACUUCUCACUGUUUAAACACUUGAAACAAAUGAUCAAAUUUGAAAUGGUGCUGUAAGAAUUAGUGAUGUUGACUAAUUAUAAUUACCUUUAAAAUGCGUCUGAUUUACAGAGAAUCUGGAAAGAUUACAUAUUACUGUAAGCAUAGAAUCUUACCCUGUAUAUUUUCUCCUUUUGCUUGUAUAAUUGUAAGGGAAUGUAAUUAUGUUGUUCAUGACUUCAUAAGCUGGUGAUUUUAGGUGCUUGUGUAA
This is a messenger RNA of Chenopodium quinoa (quinoa), 2925 nucleotides long. Its product is annotated as ARM REPEAT PROTEIN INTERACTING WITH ABF2-like. Gene Ontology annotation, molecular function: protein binding. NCBI's taxonomy places the organism in Eukaryota, Viridiplantae, Streptophyta, Magnoliopsida, Caryophyllales, Amaranthaceae. The record is from RefSeq and is a predicted model, not a curated record. The transcript has 19 exons. Bases 181 to 2277 code for a protein of 698 amino acids.